This is a messenger RNA of Lindgomyces ingoldianus, 1494 nucleotides long. Its product is annotated as WD40 repeat-like protein. The record is from RefSeq and is a predicted model, not a curated record. Gene Ontology annotation, biological process: mRNA splicing, via spliceosome. Lineage: Eukaryota; Fungi; Ascomycota; Dothideomycetes; Pleosporales; Lindgomycetaceae. Gene Ontology annotation, molecular function: protein binding. Gene Ontology annotation, cellular component: precatalytic spliceosome; Prp19 complex; catalytic step 2 spliceosome. The transcript has 4 exons. Bases 1 to 1494 code for a protein of 497 amino acids.
AUGACAAACUCAGCGGUUCCGACCUCUACAGAACAGCUCGUCCGCAACUCCGCGAAACGAACGAGAGAGAUAUUUGCCGCCGAUUUUGCGUCCCCGAUUGCCCUCGAACACUCCUCCAACAAAGUCUUCUCUAUCAGCCCGACCACAACAGCUUCCGGGGAGCUUGUGGACCAGAUCAAUGUCGCAACGCGGAUACGUAACGAAUAUGAGCACGUACGAGAACUACCACCUGCGCUCGCAGCGAAGAUGGCAAGCGCCGCUUCUACGGCUGCAGAGCGGCGGAAAAAGUUGAAGAACGCGGCUUCGAACGAAGAACAGCCUUCGGACCCGAAGAUGCGCAAGAUGAUUGCCGGAGUUUCUGAGAAAGUGGAGCAGGCAAAGUCUGCGCAGACCAUGGCAUUGACGUUGCGGGCUGGCGGGAAGGGCGCGGCCCCGAAUGCGACAGGACCGACUCCAAUGAGAAACACACCAUCCUCUGCGCUGGUGAGGAAGGAGACGGUGAGGCAGGUUAGGCCGGAUUGGCAUGCGCCGUGGAAGGUCAUGAGAGUCAUUAGCGGGCACAUGGGUUGGGUGAGGUCGCUAGCUGUGGAACCAGACAAUCAGUGGUUUGCAAGUGGUGCAGCCGACCGGACAAUCAAAAUCUGGGACCUGGCGAGUGGUCAGUUGAAGUUGACUUUGACCGGUCACAUUUCAGCUGUACGCGGUCUAGCGGUAUCGCCACGGCAUCCCUACCUCUUUUCUUGCGGUGAGGACAAGAUGGUGAAAUGCUGGGACCUGGAGACGAACAAGGUCAUUCGGCAUUAUCACGGCCAUCUUAGCGGAGUUUAUACGCUGGACCUCCACCCAACCCUGGACGUCCUCGUCACGGGAGGACGAGACGGCGUGGCCCGAGUGUGGGACAUGCGAACCCGAACCAACAUCCACGUUAUGGGCGGUCACAAAGGCACAAUAGCAGACCUAAAAUGUCAAGAAGCAGAUCCACAAGUUAUCACCGGCUCCAUGGACUCCACAAUACGACUAUGGGACCUUGCUGCAAACAAGACACUCUCAGUUCUCACCCACCACAAAAAAAGUAUCCGAACCUUGACUCUCCAUCCCAAGGAAUUCACCUUCGCAUCCGGCUCCACGCAAUCCAUCAAGCAAUGGAAAUGCCCCGAAGGCGCCUUCAUGCAGAACUUUGAAGGUCACAAUGCCAUCAUCAAUACGCUCUCCGUUAACGAAGACAACGUCAUGUUCUCCGGUGGCGACGAUGGCACAGUGGCGUUCUGGGAUUGGAAGACAGGCCAUCGCUUCCAGGAAACGCAAAGCAUCGCCCAACCGGGUUCACUGGACGCUGAGGCGGGCCUCAUGUGUUCGACGUUUGACCGGACCGGCCUCCGUCUCAUUACUGGAGAAAGCGACAAGAGUAUUAAAAUCUGGAAGCAAGAUGAAGACGCGACAGAAGAAAGCCAUCCACUAGACUGGAAACCAUCGUUAGGGAGGCAGAAAUUCUAA